Molecule: messenger RNA, 5125 nt
Organism: Acinonyx jubatus (cheetah)
Lineage: Eukaryota; Metazoa; Chordata; Mammalia; Carnivora; Felidae
Gene: PRKCI
Product: protein kinase C iota
Exons: 17
Coding region: 774-2408 (544 amino acids)
Biological process (GO): protein phosphorylation
Molecular function (GO): protein binding; ATP binding; diacylglycerol-dependent serine/threonine kinase activity
Source: RefSeq, a predicted model, not a curated record
UACAAAAGAAAAGUAAGAAGUCAAAGAUCAAAAGCCCUACUCUAUAUUUUUCCCCUUCUUCUCACCCACCCCCUCCAGUUUCACUCUAGGGUUUGCUCUUGAGGGUGUGGCUACAAUGGAAUGGCAACCCGAGUGUGAGGGAGAUUGUUGAGAGACUCAAACAUGCCUGUGCCUGAGAAGAGCUAGUGGAAGGAAAGAAAAAAUGCAAAUGGAACUGAAAGGGCUAAUGGGAUAAGGCCCAGAGGAAGGUAAAAGGAAGAGAUUCAGUAAGGGAAUCGCCAAGUUGGAGAAAGGUACAGAGGCAUUCAUUUCUUUGAGACUGGAGGAAAGGAGAUGGCUUCAUUUUUCUCUCGUGAGUAAUAGACAUAGUUCUCUACUGAGAGUGACUGAGGUUUGGAUAGGGCCGGUGGCAUCUUGUGUGUGGUAACAUUUGGUGUGACCACAGGAAUGAGCAGAAGCAUUGCAGUGUGGAGGACCCAGCUCGGGCCCCAACUGGGAUCUAAUUACUUUUUCAUUGAGGAAUGCCAUCAUUCAGGGAGAUGUGCCAUCUCAGUCUUUGCCAGGGUGACUCAGUUCUUUGGCUGGUUGACUAGGAAGGUGUUUCUUCCUUAGUCUUUCUGUGUGUCCAUUUACUAAAAUGAUGCGUUUACAUUUAAAAGCAACUCAGAUUGGACUGCUGUUCAGUCCAGAGUACUUCUUAGUAGCUGUGCUUCCUUUCUGUGAGCCUCUUGAGCAGGCUCUCAGGUGAAGGAAAAAUUUGGCAGAAUGAUUAUAUGGCGACCUCUAACCGACCAUAUUGUGGCAGUGAACCCACUUUCACUUCCUCCUCUAGAGAGAUGGGAGACCCGUGUACAGUAUCAUCUCAGUUGGAGUUAGAAGAAGCCUUUAGGCUUUAUGAGCUAAACAAGGAUUCUGAACUCCUGAUUCAUGUCUUCCCUUGUGUACCAGAACGUCCUGGAAUGCCCUGUCCAGGAGAAGAUAAAUCCAUCUACCGCAGAGGUGCACGCCGCUGGAGAAAGCUUUAUUGUGCAAAUGGCCACACUUUUCAAGCCAAGCGUUUUAACCGGCGUGCCCACUGUGCUAUCUGCACUGACCGAAUAUGGGGACUUGGACGCCAGGGAUAUAAGUGCAUCAACUGCAAACUCCUGGUUCAUAAGAAGUGCCACAAACUUGUCACAAUUGAAUGUGGGCGGCAUUCUAUGCCACCGGAACCAAUGAUGCCCAUGGAUCAGUCAUCCAUGCAUUCAGACCAUGCACAGACAGUAAUUCCAUAUAAUCCUUCAAGUCAUGAGAGUUUGGACCAAGUUGGUGAAGAAAAGGAGGCAAUGAACACCAGAGAAAGUGGCAAAGCUUCAUCCAGUUUAGGUCUUCAAGAUUUUGAUUUGCUUCGGGUAAUAGGCAGAGGAAGUUAUGCCAAAGUAUUAUUGGUGAGGUUAAAAAAAACAGAUCGUAUUUAUGCAAUGAAAGUUGUGAAAAAAGAAUUGGUCAAUGAUGAUGAGGAUAUUGAUUGGGUACAGACAGAGAAGCAUGUUUUUGAGCAGGCAUCUAAUCAUCCUUUUCUUGUUGGGCUGCAUUCUUGCUUUCAGACAGAAAGCAGAUUGUUCUUUGUCAUAGAGUAUGUAAAUGGAGGAGAUCUAAUGUUUCAUAUGCAGCGACAAAGAAAACUUCCUGAAGAACAUGCCAGAUUUUACUCUGCAGAAAUCAGUCUAGCAUUAAAUUAUCUUCAUGAACGAGGGAUAAUUUAUAGAGAUUUGAAAUUGGACAAUGUAUUGCUGGACUCAGAAGGACAUAUCAAACUGACUGACUAUGGCAUGUGUAAGGAAGGAUUACGGCCAGGAGAUACAACCAGCACUUUUUGCGGUACUCCCAAUUACAUUGCUCCUGAAAUUUUAAGAGGAGAAGAUUAUGGUUUCAGUGUCGACUGGUGGGCUCUUGGAGUACUAAUGUUUGAGAUGAUGGCAGGCAGAUCUCCAUUUGAUAUUGUUGGAAGCUCGGAUAACCCUGAUCAAAACACAGAGGAUUAUCUUUUCCAAGUUAUUUUGGAAAAACAAAUUCGCAUACCACGCUCUCUGUCUGUAAAAGCUGCAAGUGUCCUGAAGAGUUUUCUCAACAAGGACCCAAAGGAACGAUUGGGUUGUCAUCCUCAAACAGGAUUUGCUGAUAUUCAGGGACACCCAUUCUUUCGAAAUGUUGAUUGGGAUAUGAUGGAGCAAAAGCAGGUGGUACCUCCCUUCAAACCAAAUAUUUCUGGGGAAUUCGGUUUGGACAACUUUGAUUCUCAGUUUACUAAUGAACCUGUCCAGCUCACUCCAGAUGACGAUGACAUUGUGAGGAAGAUUGAUCAGUCUGAAUUUGAAGGUUUUGAGUACAUCAAUCCUCUCUUGAUGUCUGCAGAAGAAUGUGUCUGAUCCUCAUUUUCCAACUGUGCAUUUUGCUUGUGUUCCCAUUUAAUGCAUGAAUAAACUCGUUACCAGCCUGGAUACAAUGAACCAUUUUAUAUUUCUUACCUACAAAAAAAGCAUUCAGUAUCUUCUAUUGUUGGCUGUAAGAGUCAAUUAUUACAUCUAACUAUGAAAAAGAAAAACUAGUUUCCAGACGGUUGUGUCAACAUUCAGUUAUACUGGUAAUCCAGCAGCCUACUGAUGAGUAAUGAAGUUGUCCUUUUUGUUUAAAGGAAAUACUUAACCACCGCGUUUAAGGCACAUGAUGGGAUUGUGUCAUAAACCUACUGUGAUUUUUGUCAUUCUUCAUUUAGUCCUUAAAGUUUUAAAUUUUGGAAUAGAAGAGUAAUUCAAAAUACAACAACUUAUAUUACCUAUUACUUUCUGAGUUCUUUGUGUUUAAAAAUUCAGCUGUAAGUUUUAUUGCCUUGGAUAAUUAAGUUAUUGAUUUUUAAGGCAACAGUUAUUAAAUUGGUAGUAAAGGAUGUCACUUGCUUAGAAUUAGGGAAUACAAGUUCUCCUUGAGGAAAAAAAAACCAGGCACAUUUUAUUAAGUAUUAGAUUCUAAAUCAUUAGCUAUUUUUGAAAAACUGAUGAGUGAUUUCUUAGGAUAGGGGUGUAAGCUUCUGAGCUUAUCCCUUUAGCCAGAACUUUAACUGGAAUGUUUGUAACUGUCGUUCAAAGAACCAGGAUGCAUUUGAAUGGAGCAUUUCUCAGUAUAUAGAAAGGGAGAAAAAUAGAAAUUAAAAAUGUUUUAAAUUAAAAAAAAAAAAAAAAACACUAGAAAAGUGCAAUGGUAAUCCCACAGUGACUUUUUAUGGUUUUAGAUAACAAGGAAGCACUCCUUAUCAGACUUGUAAAAGCAUUCCAUUAUCCAGUAGAGACAGAACGUAUGCAAUUUUUUCCUUAUAACUUAAUAUACAUAAAAAGUAUUUUAUCUUCCAAAUAGUGUCUUAACCUUACUCAUUUAUUCACCAAAACCACAUUAUCCAUACUUUUGGACCCUGUUUAUAGUAUGGAGUCUUCAGUGAAAUUAAAAAAGGUCAACAUGAAUAAAUAUUCAGAACACAGACAUACAUAUUCCACAAGUUCCAGCUCCUUAAAUGAGUUUUUGUUAAGUGGGUAACACAUAUAAUCAGAGUGGAAUACAUUUCAGGGGCAGAGUUCUUCAGAUUAUUUUUUAUUAAUACUAGUGUUUAGCAAUUUAUUAUUUAAAGGGAUGCCUGUGAUAGCAUCCGUUUAUUUUGAAUAUUUUUUUAAUGUUUAUUUUUGCGAGCUUGUGAGUGGGGUAGGGGCAGAGGGGUUACAGAGGAUCUGAAAUGGGCACUGUGCUGACAGCAGGCGAGCCUGCUAUGGGGCUCGAUCGAACUCACCCAACUGUGAGAUCACAACCUGAGCUUAAGAUGAAUGCUCAAUCAACUGAGCCACCCAGGUGCCAUGCCCCUAAAUAUUUUUUUAAUGAAAAGGGAUGUAAAAAGUAACAAUAAUCAUCUAAAUUACUCACAAUUGUCCAAUCUUAGUAAAAUUUAAUUUGGGGGGAAGCUAUCUAGUCUUAAAUUUAUAAUGAUUUAAAAUUUAUAGGCAUCUAAUAAUUAAUUGUUUUUUGGGAUGCUACCUUUUAUUUGAAAUGUAAUUUUUCUGAAGUUUCUGACCAUGUACUCAUUUUUCUUCAAAUGACCAAAUCUGAAAGCAAUGAAAACCUCAAAGGAAAAAGUUUAUAUACAUUCCCAUGUUUAUGUAAGAAGUAUGUAUGUUUUUCUUAAUACCUAAAACUUGUUUUAAAAAAGCAGUGUUCACUUCAAAUCAUAAACUUAUAGAAAAUUCUGACAUAUCAGAAAUAUGUUUAUGACCUUGCUUUUAAGUGGUACUGUCUCCCCUAGGGCAUUAGUUCCCAAAUUGUAGAAUGGGGAACGAUCACCUGGGACAUUUGUUUAAAAUGCAUAUUGCUGGGCCCACCUUAGAAUUCUGUUGGGUCUUUGGGCCUUAUUUUAAGAAACACUUUCUUUGAGUUAUUCUUUUAUUUUGGCUGUAGUUAUAUAUUAGAAUAUUCAUGAUAAGUUUUGAGAAAGGGGUAGGCAAUGAAUUACUGUCUUAUCUACAAUUUUAAAUAAACUUUGAAUGACUUCUUCAAGUUAGAUCUCUCUUCCCCCAAAAAAUCCUAUCCAUUUUCUAUCAAUAAUGUUACAAAUGAUGAACAUUUUUCUGUGAUGAGGUUUUAACCAUUAUUCAGGGUGGUCUUUUGUGUUUAAAAAAAUUUUUUUUAACUAAUAACAUUUACUGUGUAUAUUUUAUACAGAAUUGCAUUACAAAUAUGUUUUUAACUGUGUUCUGUUUUUUAUAGUUUUUAAGUGCCAUGCCAGUUGUUUUUAUAUUAUAUAGAAGUUCUCUCAAAAUACUCAGCGGGAAUAAGGCAGUUGACAGAAUGGUUGGAAUUUUGGUGUACUAAGAAAAAAUUUAUAUUCCAUAAGCAUGUAUGUGGUCAGCUCAUUUUAUGUGAAUGCAGCCUGAAUUAGAUACCAGGUAUUAUACUUGUUUAGUACCUGUACAUUUACUUGUUAAAUUCUGUUUUGUUUUGAUUUAUGUCCUACAGAAUACUGCCUUGGUCAUCAUAAUAUCUGUAUUUGUGUACCGUUUUGUUUUUUUUUUUUUAUUUUAAAAUCUUUAAAUAAAAUGUUUAAUAUUCA